Piliocolobus tephrosceles (Ugandan red Colobus) is the source of this 957-nucleotide messenger RNA. RefSeq names its product 60S ribosomal protein L12-like. NCBI's taxonomy places the organism in Eukaryota, Metazoa, Chordata, Mammalia, Primates, Cercopithecidae. Gene Ontology annotation, cellular component: cytosolic large ribosomal subunit; ribosome. The coding region runs from base 1 to 957 and encodes 318 amino acids. Gene Ontology annotation, biological process: translation. The transcript has 4 exons. Gene Ontology annotation, molecular function: large ribosomal subunit rRNA binding; structural constituent of ribosome. The record is from RefSeq and is a predicted model, not a curated record.
AUGCCCCUGCCCCUUUGCUGCCCUGCCGUGCACUCUGUCUCGCGGCGGCCAGAUGUGCCGGCUUUGGUGCUGGCGGCUCUUAAUGAGGUCCAGAUGUGCAGCCUGGCCUGGGCCAGCAGCGGCUGCUACCACAGGAGAGGGAGGCCCUGUGAGGGAGCAGCCAGGCUGCAGCUGGCCGCGGCGGUGCUGGAGGAGGAAUGCUCUGGGAAGGAUUCCCACUGGAAUCACCGCCACCAGGAAGGAUGUCUCCUGGCCCCACCGCCUCCAGGACGGCUGCUGAAAACAUACCAGCCAGGCGGCUCAGCAGAGCAUGCUCAGCCUCCUCUCCUGUCACCUCCCAGUCCUGACAAGGUGAGCCUGUUCUCCAACUCAUCCCAACUCAGCUCUCAGAGGAGGCCAAGGUGCAACUUUCUUUGGCCAUCCAGAAUCUGGGUUCAUCCAACAAUAGCUGCCUACACCAUGCGGCUGAAGUGUGACCCCAACGAGAUCAAAGCCGUAUACCUGAGGUGCACUGUGGGUGAAGUCAGUGCCACGUCUGCACUGGCCCCCAAGAUCGGCCCCCUGGACCUGUCUCCAAAAAAGGCUGGUGAUGACAUUGCCAAGGCAAUGGGUGACUGGAAGGGCCUGAGGAUUAUGGUGAAACUGACCAUUCAGAACAGACAGGCCCAGAUUGAGGUGGUGCCUUCUGCCUCCACCCUGAUCAUCAAAGCCCUCAAGGAACCACCAAGAGACAGACAGAAACAGGAAAAUAUUCAACAUAGUGGGAAUGUCACUUUUGAUGAGAUCAUCAACAUUCCUCGACAGAUGCGGCACCGAUCUUUAGCCAGAGAACUCACUGGAACCAUUAAAGAAAUCCUGGGGACUGCCCAGUCUGCGGGCUGUAAUGUUGAUGGCUGCCACCCUCAUGGCAUCAUAGAUGACAUCAACAGUGGUGCUGUGCAAUGCCCAGUUAGUUAA